CAGCCCGCGGCACUCGGAAGCGCUGCUGAAUGGCGCCGUGUGAAGACCGCUCCUAGUCCUCACGUGGGCCGAUUGCGCGCAGGAGCUGAUGCUGCGCAGCUGGCGGCGCGACGGGCGCGCCAUCGCCCUGGGCGCGGCGCUGGGCGUGCUGGUGCUGGUGCUGGUGGCGGCGGCGGCAGCGCUGCUGGGCGCGGGGCCCGGCCCACGCCCGCCGCGCGACCCCUUCGCCUCGAUGCGCGACGUGCUUAGGGGCAGCUUCAUCCCCAGGCACUUCAACGCCACCUGGCUGCCCGGCGGACAUCUCUACUUCCUGGAUGAGCACGAGCAACCAACCUUGAUGAAAAUGAAGAAACAAGGGGACGCUGUGUUUGCCUACAAUCUCAUAAGCAACGAAUCGAUGCAGACGAUCAGAAAAUUGGUGUGGGCGUUCGCUUUCAUCCCAUCACCAGACGCCAAAUAUAUCCUUGUGAAGCACGACAUUCACCCCGUACGUCACGUCCCAACUUCGUUUGAGCCAACGACGCGGUGUCCGUAAGAACGCGUUCAAUAAUGGACCCGAGCACCGACACUGAAAUGCAGUUGGAGCUAGUGGACGUCGCUACCCAGCGUCUGCAGCCGGUGGAGGGGCCGCGCGGGCGCCGCAUCCAGCAGGCGAUCUGGGCGCCCAGGGGCAACUCCUUCGCCUUCGUGCAGCGCAACGACGUCUUCUACGUGCCCAGCGCGGGCGACAGGCCGCUCAAGGCGCUGCGCGUCACCCGCGACGGAGAGUUCGGGCGCAUCUACAACGGCCUCCCGUCCUGGAGCUACAAAGUCGAAGUGUUUAAGGACGAUCCAGCAAUGUGGUUUUCUCCUGAUGGCACCUACUUGGCAUAUGGCUCUUUUGACGAAUCAGCAGUGGGCACCGUGGUGAUCACUGAGUACUUUCCACCCCGCAGAAAGGGGCCCUACCCAAACAACAUUACACUGCGUUACCCUAUGCCCGGGACGGCGCUGCCCCAGGCGUCGCUGUGGCUGCUGAACACGCAGGCGGCGGUGGCGUGCGGGGAGGCGCACCCCGUACGACUCGUGGUGCCGCACGAGCUGCAAGGCGGGUGAGCAGCGCGCAAGCACUCGGCCUCGCGGCCAUCUCACGU
Molecule: messenger RNA, 1133 nt
Organism: Gryllus bimaculatus (two-spotted cricket)
Lineage: Eukaryota; Metazoa; Arthropoda; Insecta; Orthoptera; Gryllidae
Source: the annotation of a GenBank genome assembly